GUGCCGGAUGAAUAUAAAAGCAAAAGGAAGGGGAAGUGGAAUUAUUUGUUUGUAAAUUAGACGAGUAGUCAAGUAACUGUUUUUUAAUGGCGCAACCAUAGUACUCAAUUCGCCUUGCUUUAUAUUUGUAUGUUUAUUUGUGUAUUGAGUGUAGAAAGGCCGUCCAGCUGUCAGCCUAUCAGUGUGGGAAAAAGUUAUAUCGAAACGGAUAAGCUUGUUAAAAGAUUCAUAUUUUGCCAUUAACUUUUUUGCUCUCAUCAAAUAUCAAUAUGUCGCAGGAAGAACCCAAUCUAGUCAAUGCCAAUGAUUUAAAAGAUCUUAAGGAUCGUAUGAAACUUAUUGUUGAAGCGGAUCCCAAACAAUACCACAACGAUUUUUCUUUAAAGCGUUAUCUUCGAGCAUUCAAAACCGUAGAUGCUGCAUUCCAAGCCCUUCUUAAAACAAAUAAGUGGCGAGAACAAUAUGGAGUGAGCACACUGGGAGAUUUAGACGCUAUAAAAUUAUAUGCAAACAAAGCGCGCGUCUUACGGCAUCGUGAUUGCAUUGGUCGUCCUGUAAUUUAUAUUCCUGCAAAAAACCACAAUUCCAAUGAGCGUGACAUAGACGAGCUGACAAAAUUCAUAGUUCAUUGCUUGGAAGAGGCAUGUAAGAAAUGCUUUGAGGAAGUGGUAGAUAGUGUGUGUAUCGUUUUCGAUUUAGCCGAGUUUAGUACGGCUUGUAUGGACUACCAGUUGGUGAAAAAUCUUAUAUGGCUGCUAAGCAAACACUAUCCGGAACGGUUGGGUGUGUGUUUGAUCAUAAACGCUCCGGGUAUAUUUUCUACCAUAUGGCCGGCCAUUAGGCAAUGGCUAGAUGAAAAUACAGCAAAAAAAGUAAUUUUUGUGGAUAACGAAAUUGAUUUGUGUAAAUAUUUAAUACCCGAUAUCCUGCCAACUGAUAUGUAAAU
Messenger RNA from Anastrepha obliqua, 946 nucleotides. RefSeq lists its product as uncharacterized. NCBI's taxonomy places the organism in Eukaryota, Metazoa, Arthropoda, Insecta, Diptera, Tephritidae. The transcript is spliced from 2 exons. The coding region runs from base 270 to 944 and encodes 224 amino acids. The record is from RefSeq and is a predicted model, not a curated record.